AUGGAGAAGAAACCAGUGCUGGAGCGGAGGAAUCUCGGCAAAACAGGCCUCCAACUCGGCUGCAUCGGCUUUGGUGCCUCUCCCCUCGGCAACGUCUUUGGCCUCGUCUCCCCCGACGAUGCCCUAGCCGCUGUUCGCCGUGCGCUCGCACUCGGAAUCAACUUCUUUGAUACGUCCCCCUACUAUGGCGCAACUCUCUCAGAAACCGUACUCGGAAACUGCCUCCACGACCUCGCAGUCCCGCGCGAGGACAUCAUCGUCUCCACCAAAUGCGGCCGCUACGCAGACGGUUUCGAUUUCAGCGCGGAUCGCGUCACACGCAGUAUCGACGAGAGUCUUGCCAGGCUUCGGCUGGAUUACGUCGACAUUCUCCAUUGUCACGACAUCGAGUUUGGAUCGCUAGAUCAGAUCGUCAACGAGACUAUUCCAGCAUUGCAGAAGAUCAGGGCGGAAGGGAAGGCGAGAUUCAUUGGUAUCACGGGGUUGCCGCUGGGAAUUUUCACAUAUGUUCUGGAUCGCGUGCCGAUGGGAUCCGUGGAUGUAAUUCUUUCGUAUUGUCAUUAUGGUGUUAAUGAUUCUACUCUGGCGGAUUUGAUUCCUUAUUUGAAGAGCAAAGGGGUUGGAGUGAUCAGUGCUUCUCCGCUUGCAAUGGGGCUUUUGACGGAGAGCGGACCUCCGGAUUGGCACCCUGCUUCGCCGGAACUGAAGGUAUCUCCUCCU
Messenger RNA from Phalaenopsis equestris, 720 nucleotides. RefSeq names its product L-galactose dehydrogenase. The transcript has 2 exons. Gene Ontology annotation, biological process: L-ascorbic acid biosynthetic process. The record is from RefSeq and is a predicted model, not a curated record. Lineage: Eukaryota; Viridiplantae; Streptophyta; Magnoliopsida; Asparagales; Orchidaceae. Gene Ontology annotation, molecular function: L-galactose dehydrogenase activity. Gene Ontology annotation, cellular component: cytosol. The annotation marks the transcript as partial.